Messenger RNA from Esox lucius (northern pike), 3157 nucleotides. It is a transcript of the gene tmem121aa, whose product is annotated as transmembrane protein 121Aa. The record is from RefSeq and is a predicted model, not a curated record. The transcript has 4 exons. Lineage: Eukaryota; Metazoa; Chordata; Actinopteri; Esociformes; Esocidae. Bases 1313 to 2281 code for a protein of 322 amino acids.
CUAGAGUUUGCCUCACUCCCCGGUAUUGACCGCUUCGGGGAUGAAUUCUGAAUUCGCCCGGUUCUCGUAGUUUCAGUAGUGCAAAGUCGUUACCUUAGCACACUUGCAGGAAGCCUGUUUCAGACCGCAGCGUAGCUCACUAUGCGACUCUGCGAGGACUACAUCACCUUCCAAGCAGCCGUACUGCUCUGACCGGUCAGUACCACGGACAGCGACUAGCAGAGACAGACUUUACAGAUUGAAGAAAGAGAAACUGUAGACACUGUAGACUUGGACAGGACACAUCAGAGGAACCACUCAGCACUUUCUGGAGGUCCAUCUGAACAGCAGUGGGUGCGAGCCCAUUCUCUCCUCACCAGUUGAUCCUCUUGAAAAGCUCAUCUCUGAAGACCUCUCCCUGACACCUUUGGACAGUUGAAGCAUGCUCUCACGUUUUCUUCAGGAAAUGUACUGUUGCUGUUGUGCCAUUUGAAGCUGCUAACUGAUGCUGCGUCACAUGAUCAGCUAAUGCCAGUGACAUGAUCCCUCUAUGAGGACUUUACAAAGUUUACAGCUGGAGAUCUGGGGUUUUGUCAUUUUCCAUCACUGUAACAAAACACGACUGUUAUGUUCACUGUGUUACUGAAAGGACUUAAUGGUGAUGGAGCCUCACCUCCGUUUUGUGAGGCCUGGAUCACAGCAAUAGCUGCCAUAGCAUUAGCACAGCAGGCCCAAUGGAACUGCGCUGAGAAGGGCCGUGCACCAGUCUGUAUUGCUUAAAAAGACAUUGCUCUCCCAACCAGGAUUCAUCUCUAUGACUUCCUGGUGCUAGUGUUGUCUUUCUCAAACACGUCCAUGGAGGAGCCUUUGCAUCUUCGUGAGAUUGCAUUAUUACGAUAAUGUAAAAUAAAUGUGUCUGUUACCCUGGUAGGGAUUCAUCAAGUACUCUUGAGUAUUGACCCGAGAAGAACUCACUCAGGAAAUGUUAAACUAGGACAGUUGAACUACAUGUGAAGUAGGACUACAAGUGCAACAUGAGUAAUGUGAAGUAGGACUACAAGUGCACCAUGAGUAAUGGGAAAUAGGACUAAAAGAGCAUUAGGACUACAAGUAGGACAGCCAGUGCAGCGGGACUGAAUGUGAGGUAGGACUAAAACAGCUCUAGGACAACAGGUGUAUCAGGACUACAAGAGCAGAACUAAGAACACGUGUAUUGGACUACAACGCUGGACAAGUGCAGUAGAACUGUAAAUUCAGUAGGACCACAAUGUUUGUUCAGUAGGAAUAUUGCAGAAAGUUUAGUUCCAUACGACUGCAACUCCCAUUACCCACCAUGGUGUUGCCGCAGCCAGACAAGCGUCACGUGUGCCUGACCACCAUGGUGAUCAUGACCAGCAUGGCCUUUAUGGACGCCUACCUGGUUGAGCAAAACCAAGGGCCCAGGAAGAUUGGGGUGUGCAUCAUCGUGCUAGUGGGAGACAUCUGUUUCCUUAUCGUGCUACGUUAUGUGGCAGUGUGGGUCGGGGCUGAGGUGAAGACUGCCAAACGCGGCUACGCCAUGAUACUCUGGUUUCUCUACAUCUUCGUCCUGGAGAUCAAGCUCUACUUCGUAUUCCAGAACUACAAGGCGGACAGGAAAAGUCUGGAGACGGUGGCCCGGAAGGCUCUAACCUUACUCCUCUCAGUCUGUGUCCCGGGUCUGUAUCUGGUCCUGGUUGCCCUGGACAGUAUGGAGUACGUCAGGACCUUCAGGAAGAAGGAGGACAUGCGUGGGAAGCUCUUCUGGGUGGCUCUGGACCUGCUGGAUGUCCUUGACAUCCAGGCCAACCUUUGGGAGCCCCAGCGGACCGGCUUGCCCAUCUGGGCAGAGGGCCUCAUGUUCUUCUACUGCUACAUCCUGUUGCUCAUCCUGCCAUGCGUCUCGCUGUCGGAGGUCAGUGUUCACGCGGAGCACGUGUCGCCCCAGAAGAUGAUGCUCUAUCCCGUCCUCAGCCUGGUCACCAUCAACAUCGUGACCAUCCUGAUCCGCGGGGUGAACAUGGUGCUGUUCCAGGACAGCAGGGUGUCCACCAUCUUCAUAGGGAAAAACGUGGUGGCCAUAGCCACGAAGGCCUGUACAUUCCUGGAAUACCGGAGGCAGGUGAAGGACUUGCCCCCGCAGGACCCCGGCACGUCGGGGAUGGCCGUGGAGCUUCAGCAGGGGAACUCGGUGGGUCACUGCCACGGACACAACCAGACCCUGCCCAACGCCACCACCAGCCUCUCCGAUGAACCCUCACCGACCGAGGUCAUAGACACAUGACCCACGCCCGUGGGGAGUUUGAUCGUUUUCACGCUAUAUUGCCGUUUGGAUUCAUGCUUGGAUUGGCUCUGAUAUUUUCCAUUUAAUGUUGAGCUCUCCAGCGUGGGUUCAGCAGCUAACAUUGAGCUCUCCAGCGUGGGUUCAGCAGCUACCAGCACAGUGCAGCGCGGCUUAGUAGCGUGAAAAUGGCGGAAAGUGUCGAGACUGGACUAGACUUUAGUAUUACAGAGCUCAGUAUUACCGUAAACCAAAACUGUUCUGGUCUUAUGGAGUGUCGGAAUGAAACAACAGGUUUCACUUGGACCCCUCCCGCUCAGGAAAACGGCCUAGCACUUUGCCAGCCAGCCGCCUCCCACAUGAACUGUUGACAGUGUUCUGAUACAGACUGAUGCGUUUUUCUGUUCUAUAAUGUGUUUUUCUAUACUUCACUAUGGUGGACUAGCAGACCGAAAGACAUAAAGGUGCCCUCUGAGAAAAAGCCCAGCUCAUACUCUGCCUUUUAACACAUCCUGGGUUCAAAUGCUAUUGGAAAUCACUUCAAACACUUUAUCUGGACUUGACUUGAUUGUGCUUGCCUGUUACAAAGCAACCAAUGGAAUAGUGGCAAGAGUGAAACCCACACGCUUCUGGCCCUCCAGAGACACUAGAUUAAAACAAAGUGUUUUUUAAAGAUUUGAAGUACUAUUUGAACCCUUGUCCUUUUUGACUCCCCGGGAGGUUUUGUAAUUCCAUGGCAGUGUUUUUACAUGAUGUACUGAUUGAAUUGUCUUUGUCAUUUUAGGAGAAAAUAACUAUACAUAACCACUGUCAUUGACAUGGCCUUCAUUUCAGGUUGGUACCCUCUGUGUGAGUGGGCAUGGAUUGGGGUGGAGCAAG